Medicago truncatula (barrel medic) is the source of this 1330-nucleotide messenger RNA. RefSeq names its product probable pectinesterase 53. Gene Ontology annotation, molecular function: pectinesterase activity. The record is from RefSeq and is a predicted model, not a curated record. The transcript is spliced from 5 exons. Gene Ontology annotation, biological process: pectin catabolic process; cell wall modification. Lineage: Eukaryota; Viridiplantae; Streptophyta; Magnoliopsida; Fabales; Fabaceae. Bases 62 to 1177 code for a protein of 371 amino acids.
UAUUCUAGUGCACUGUCUUGAAACAAAUCGUAUAGUAAUAUUAUAUACUAAUAUUAGCAUUAUGGUUCCAAGAAGGUGUUUCCACCUUAUUUUGUUGGUUCUUUCAUGUUUAUGCUUCAGCUGCAGAUCAGAAAUGGAGUCUGAUUUUGACAAAUGGAUAUCAUGGAACGUCAAGAAUUACCAGAGAAAGACCAUUAUGGAAAAGAGAUAUAGGAAUGUUAGUGGCAAUGUGCAAGGUCUUGAUCCUAAGCUGAAGAAAGCUGAGAGUAAUAAAGUUAGAUUAAAAGUUAGUCAAGAUGGUUCAGCUCAAUUUAAGAGUAUUACAGAAGCUCUUAAUAGCAUUCAACCUUAUAACAUUAGAAGAGUGAUUAUCUCCAUUGCACCGGGUUACUAUAGGGAGAAAAUUGUAGUCCCAAAAACACUCCCUUUCAUAACAUUCCUAGGGGACGUAAGGGAUCCACCAACUAUAACUGGAAAUGAUACACAAUCUGUCACCGGAAGCGAUGGGGCUCAGUUGAGAACAUUCAAUAGUGCCACUGUUGCCGUGAAUGCUAGCUAUUUUAUGGCCAUCAACAUUAAUUUUGAGAACACUGCUUCAUUUCCUAUUGGGUCGAAAGUAGAACAAGCUGUUGCGGUUCGCAUCACCGGGAAUAAAACUGCCUUUUACAAUUGCACAUUCUCUGGUGUUCAAGACACCCUAUACGAUCACAAAGGCCUUCAUUACUUCAACAAUUGCACUAUUAAAGGCUCAGUUGAUUUCAUUUGUGGUCAUGGGAAAUCCCUCUAUGAGGGUUGCACUAUAAGGUCCAUAGCCAACAACAUGACCUCCAUUACAGCUCAAAGUGGUUCAAAUCCGUCAUAUGAUAGUGGAUUUUCCUUUAAAAAUAGUAUGGUAAUAGGUGAUGGACCAACUUAUCUUGGAAGACCAUGGGGAAAUUAUUCACAAGUUGUUUUCUCCUACACCUAUAUGGACAACAGUGUUCUGCCCAAAGGAUGGGAAGAUUGGAAUGACACAAAGCGCUACAUGAAUGCAUAUUAUGGAGAAUAUAAGUGUAGUGGACCUGGAUCCAACACCGCCGGAAGAGUCCCAUGGGCACGGAUGCUAAAUGACAAAGAAGCUCAAGUCUUUAUUGGGACUCAAUACAUUGAUGGGAACACUUGGCUAAUCAGCCCUUAAUCCAAGACAGAUACCUUUGGAGUUUAAUUUACUACUAUAACAAAUACCUGCAUGCAUAUAUGCAGGACUUUAUUGUUAUUCAUCAACAAUAUAUAUUAAAUAUUAUGUUUUUAUUAGAAUGUGAAAUGAAAUGAAUAAAGGAAGAUAUUAUUU